Messenger RNA from Acanthamoeba castellanii str. Neff, 6528 nucleotides. Its product is annotated as SNF2 family Nterminal domain containing protein. The transcript has 25 exons. Gene Ontology annotation, molecular function: ATP binding; chromatin binding; histone binding. The coding region runs from base 1 to 6528 and encodes 2175 amino acids. Lineage: Eukaryota; Discosea; Longamoebia; Acanthamoebidae. Gene Ontology annotation, biological process: chromatin remodeling; regulation of gene expression. Gene Ontology annotation, cellular component: nucleus; chromatin. The record is from RefSeq and is a predicted model, not a curated record.
AUGGAGGGUCACACCCCCAACGAGGCCAGCAAUGGCGCGCCGACCGGCGAACAGGGGAGGAUACGCAAGCCCUUGCGCAGUGAGGGUCACUGGGAAAGGGAGCCGUCCCUCGAAACCACUGUGCCUACGUACUCUAGUGGUGAUGUGGCCAUGGACCUCAAACUGGGCCAGUGCCAGGCCCUUCUUUCUCGGUUGAAGCGCCACAAGCACGCAUGGCCGUUCAAUCAGCCCGUGGACCCGGUGGCGCUAGACCUGCCGGACUACUGGGAGGUGGUGAAGAGGCCGAUGGACUUGGGCACGAUUGGGGACAAGCUGACUUCGGGACAGUACGCCAAGGUGUCCGAGUUCCUGGACGACCUGGAGCUGGUGUGGAGCAACUGCUUGCUCUACAACCCGCCUGAUGACCCCAUCAGUGAGUGGGCCACGCUGCUCCGCAAGACGACGCAUCGACUGGCGAAGCAGUUGGGCGUGAUCGAACACGAGGGCCUCGCGACCAAGGCCGAAGGGAGCGGUGAGAGGAAAGAGCGAUCGACGCCAGUGCGACGCGGAAGGGAAGGCGCGGAGACACGACGAAACGAGGAGGACGAAGAUCUAGAGGACGCCUCCUACAUGGACACCUCGGCGGGCCGCCGGCGAUCGAGUGCGCGGCUGAGCGCCAAAAGUGGGAAGCGGUACUACGGCGAAGAGGAGGGAGAGGAGGAGGAGGAGGAGGAGGAGGACCUGGAGGGUGGCUCGAGGAAGGCCAGCAGGAGAACGACCAACGGCGACGGCCACCAGCAGCAGCACGGUAACGACGACGGAGGUUCAUCGGAGCCCGAGGGAGCCGCAGGCCCUAUCGUCGACAAGAUCCUGGCGCAUCGGGUGACACAAGAGCGCGCGGUCAAAAAGGGCGGCGGCAGCAGCAGCAGCGUUGAAGAAGCGGAGCAAGAAGAGAAGGGAGAGACCGACGCGGCAGCGGCGCAGGAGCAGCAGCAGCAGCAGGAGGAGGAGGGGGCCAAGACCGACCAAGUGGCGGCCGAACCGGUCACGGAGUACUACGUCAAGUGGAAGGAGAAGUCCUACCUGCACUGCGAGUGGGUCACCGCCGACGUGAUCGAGCGGGAAGGGACCGUGGGGCGAGGCAAGAUCAACCGCUACCACAAGAAGAAGCAGGAGAUGGCCCUCGACGCACUGGCUCUGCCCCGGGGCGCCGGCGGGAUGGAAGAGGAGGAGGAGCCCCCGUUUCCUCCGGCCUACUGCGAAAUCGACCGCAUCAUCGCCUACGAAGAACUCAUCGAACCGAUCCCGCCCCAAGACAUGCCUCCUGUGUCCGCCGCCGUGAAAGCGGAAACAGCAGGCGAGGGGGCAGCACCCUCACCCCAGCACGCCCCCGCGUCACAUCUGGCGGCCGCUUCUGCUGCUGCUGCUGCUGGACCAGCGACGCACCCCUCGGCAGUCCACGCCCCAGCGCUGCCCAGCACCAGCACCCCUGCCCCUUCAGUCACUGUUGGGCCGAGGCCUGCGCACCUCCCUGGCAUCGCGCCCUCCUCCGUUGCACCUUCCCAGGCGGCCCACCCGUACUACCCACAGCAAACUGGUGCCGGUCUACCGCCGCCCUUUGUGCCGCCUCAGCAGCAGCCACAGCAGGCCAGAGUGUCGGCACCGCCCUAUAGCCCCUACAGUUCGGCGCAGCACUACCCGGCCAACCAGCCUCACAGCGCGGGACUGGGUGGCCACUCGCCACUGGCGCCGUCUGCCUAUCCGCACCAGUAUACCGGGCAAUCGAGCAGCAGAUCCCAGAUGCCCUAUCCUCAUCAGGGCUAUCCGCCAGCGGCCCUGCAGCCUCCCGUCGUGGCUGUACCUGCUCCGCCGCAGCUGCCCCCCACUCACAAUGCGCAACUCUGGCACCAGCUGCAAGCCUGGCGUGGAGAGAUGGUUCAGCGCUCCACAGCCCCGCCGGCCCACCCGGCGCUCACGCUUCCGGGAACUUCCGCCGCCACGGCCGUACCGACGCAGCCGGCUGCCUCGCACCGCGUCAAGCCGGAGAAGCUCACCCCUGGCCCCGGUGAACGUGUGGUGAGACGGUAUUUGGUGAAGUGGUGCGAUCUGCCCUACACCGACUGCACGUGGGAGUCAGCAGCGGACCUCAAGGAUGACGAAAAGAUUGCUCAGUUCCACAAAUGGAAUACCCCGCCCGCGCACACCAACACCAGCGGCAGACCCAUCAGUCAGUGGGCGCCCCUCAACGACCCCACCUUCAAGAACGACAACAAGCUACGCAAGUACCAGCUGGAAGGGCUCAAUUGGCUCGUGUACUGCUGGUAUAACCGGCGAGGCUCGAUUCUUGCGGACGAAAUGGGCUUGGGCAAGACUGUUCAGAGCAUCACCUUCCUGGAGUAUCUGCACCGUAAUCAGUACAUCCAUGGGCCGUUCUUGAUCGUGUGUCCGUUGUCUACGCUUCCCCAUUGGAUUCGUGAACUUGAAGGCUGGACGGAGAUGAACGGUAUAAUCUACCAGGGUAACGCGGCCAACCGGACUGUCAUUCGUGAGUACGAGUGGUAUUACCAGGGGCAAGGGCAGAAGAGAGCCCCCGGCCAAUUCAAAUUCAACGUCCUGCUUACGACCUACGAGAUGAUUCUGCGCACGGACUGGGCGGAGCUGAGUAAGAUCAACUGGAAAGCGUUGAUUAUCGACGAGGCGCAUCGCCUGAAGAACAAGAGGUCGAAGCUGCUCGAGCGGCUCAAGCUCUUCAAGACAGAUCACCGCAUAAUCCUCACCGGGACGCCGCUGCAGAACAACACCGAAGAGCUCUGGACCCUCCUCAACUUCAUCGAGCCGCACAUCUUCACUUCGCUACCCAGCUUCCUGCAAAACUUUGGCGAUCUUAAGGAUGCGGAGCAGGUCGGGCACCUUCACACAGUCCUGCGCCCUCACCUCCUCCGCCGCCUCAAGGAAGACGUCGAGAGCUCCAUCCCGCCCAAGGAAGAGGUGCUGGUCGAGGUGGAGCUCACCUCCCUCCAGAAGAAGUAUUACCGCGCCAUUUUGGAGCGCAACCGAGAGUUCCUCAACAAGGGCUGCUCCGGCGGAAACGUGCCCAACCUCAUCAACGUAGUCAUGCAGCUGCGCAAGGUGUGCAACCAUCCCUUCCUCAUCCAGGGCGUGGAGGAAAAGGAAACGGCGAAGCUCGAGGCCGCGGCCUACUAUAACCUCUUCAUCCAGAGCGCCGGCAAGCUGGCGCUGCUCGAUAAGCUGUUGCCGAAGCUGAAAGCCAGAGGCAGCAAGGUCCUCAUAUUCUCCCAGAUGGUCCGCGUGCUAGAUCUCCUCGAGUCCUACCUGCGGUUCCGUGGCCACCUCUACGAACGGCUCGACGGUAACGUGCGCGGGAACGACCGCCAAGCUUCCAUUGACCGCUUCUCCAAGCCGGGCAGCAACAGGUUCGUGUUCCUGCUGUGCACGAGGGCAGGCGGCGUGGGCAUCAACCUGGCCUCUGCCGACACGGUGGUGAUCUACGACAGUGAUUGGAAUCCGCAAAACGAUCUUCAAGCUCAAGCGCGAAUCGGCCAAACAAAGGAAGUCAAGGUCUACCGGUUGAUUACGAGCAAGACCUAUGAACGGCAGAUGUUUGAGCGUACAUCCAAGAAGCUCGGCCUCGACCAAGCCGUUCUCGAUAACAUCAACAUUACCGACAUCGCCAACACCAAAACCAAGAAGGAGACGCUAGCUCAGGUGGGCAAGGAGAUCAAUGACCUGCUCAAGUACGGCGCCUAUGACCUCUUUCGCGAGGACGAGGAAGGCAAAGGGGGCAACGAUAUCUUUGGGGAGGACGACAUCGACAAAAUUCUGGAGCGAGCAUCAACCGUCGUACGAUAUGAGCGCGCCGAGGAGAACAACACCAGUGGCGAUGCCGAAGGAGCGGCAGGCGCCAAGGACAAGAAGGGUUCCACCUUCUCCAAGGCCUUCUUUUCCUCUUCUCACGCCGACACCGACAUCGAUAUCAACGCCGAAAACUUCUGGGAGCUCGUGCUGCCGGAGGCCAAAAACGCUGGGCGCUUGCUGGAGCGCCUGCGUGAGGGCAAGGUCGGCGACACCGAGGCCAAGGUGGACGAGUUUUGGGAGGACUUGACCGGCGUGGUGCAGGAGUCCCUCGAACAGUGGAAGAAGACGAUCAGUCCCCCACGCGAUCUCCAUUUCCUCAACGCGAUCAUGGACGAAAUUCUCGAGGGCCGAGCCGGGGUGAGCUUCACCGACGAGCAGCUCGACCAAGCAGCUCUGUGGGCCGCCCAACUCAAUCGCCCACGCAAAAGACGAGGGCGUGGCGCCGAAGACGAAUGGGAAAUGCCCAGCCUGAGCAGGACCGAUGAGGCCUAUGGAAGCGACGACACAGGCGGAAGAGGAGUGAAGAGACGCCUCAGCGGUGCCGCUGCCAUGAGCGACGAAGGUCGCAGAAGGAGCGCUCGCAACGCUGGCAAGCAAGCCGACGACCCCAAGCGCAGGAAGCUCGGUGAGAUACCCGACUUCAACAUGUCGGAGAGGAAGAGGAUCCAAGAGGCCGUGUUGGCGUUUGCGCGUCCCCACUGGACUGCCAUCAAAGCCAAAACCAAGCUCCACAAGAGGCACGCCCCUCCCCCUGUCCUGCUUGGUGCAUCACCCUCUGCUCCGCACGUGCCUAUGGGAUUCGGCAGCACCCGCGCCCGUGUACCGCUUGGCGAUAUCCGCUCCUACGCGUUAGCGUUCUUACGCGUGUGCGCCGAUGCGGCCAAGGGCGAGGACCACGACAUCUUCCAGGAGCUGAUCCUUUUCAUGCAGACGCAAGGCCCCAAAUAUGGCGAGGAGAACCCGCCUGAUGUCGCCCCCAAGGCAUCACCUGCUAGUACUGCCUCCCUGGACGAGUCACCGGCCACGCGCAGCAGGCGCAUGGGCGCUGGCAGGUCGUCGGCUGGUUCUGGUUCCAAACCCACGGCUUCGUUCCCUUCCCUCGUCGAUCCCGCCUACCUGGCCAAUGUGCGCCGAAAGAUCAAGGGCUGGGCCAAGCGACUCGUGAUCCUGAACCGGCUUCGCACGGAGGUGGAGAAGUUCGAUGCGCCUGACCAGUUCCGCCUGCCGGCUACCUUCACCGAAAAGAAGAAUCAGCGGCCGGUCCCCUGGUGGGGUCGGGAGGAGGACAGGGACCUCCUGGUGGGAAGCUACGUGCACGGGUUGGGCUCAUUCGAGGCCCUCUUCGCAGACGAAGCCUUGUGUUUCUACAGGCACCACCGCUCUCUGGCCAAUCUUGCGGACGGCGGCGGCGAAGAGACAGCCACGACGAUGGCCAGCAGCAGAGCCUCGCGGGUGGGCAAGACCAGCAACAAGGGCGGGCGCGCCAAAGGCAAGGAGCCCGCGCGAGACCACGACGAGUACGAGGAGGAGGAGGAGGAGUUUGCACUCGCCAUCGAAGAAGAGGAGGAGGACGAAGACGACGAGCCUCAUGACGGCGACCACGAGGAGGAGGAGGAGGAGGGCGGGAGCGACGGCAAGACUCCAUCAAGCAAGUGGCCGGCCAAAAGGGUGUUGAAUCUGCGUGUGAAGGCCCUCUUGGACACCAUCGACAAGGUGCUGCGCAUCGAGGCGAGAGAGCGGCAGCGGCAGGAGAAAAUCAAAAGCAAGGAAGACCGCAAGCGCAUGCGCGAGGACGAGCGAGAACAGCGCCUCCAGCAGCGCCACCAGCGACAGGCCGUCAAGCGCCAACGCCUCGAGGAGAGAAGGGGACUCUGGAGCAAGCGUGAACGCGGCGACUUCCGCGUCGCCCUCAUGGCCUACGGACCUGGGAGGUGGGAGUUUAUCAUCGAUAAGGCGCGGCUGGUCAACAAAGACGACGAAGCGUGCGAGGACUACUACGACGAACUCAUGGCCUACGUCAGGAAGAUGUGCGAGGAGUACCCGAACCCCUACGUCGGGCUGGCCAAAGCUGGCAAGAGAUCCACCCGAUCCGCUUCUCGUUCGCUCUUGCAGCAGCAUGAAGACCUCGAAGGCCACGUGGCUCCCACCCACGUGGGUGGCGAGGAGCGAUCAGACGACGGCGGCGAGGACGAAGACGACGAGCCGGCAGAGUCCGAGGCCGACGACGACGAGGCGGAUGAUUUCGAAGCCUCGACCACGUCGUCGUCGUCGUCGUCAUCUGUCACUUCGCUGGAGAACCCCUAUUUGCUCUCCCCCAUCAUAGCCCAUCGCCUCCUGGAUCGGGUCUCGCUAUGGGAGGAGUUGAGGCAUAAGCUGCUCUCGCGUGCCGACCUCAGGCAACGGAUGGGAGCGGUGACACGAGGCAAGAUGCCGCAGUGGUGGUAUCCAGGCGAACACGACGUGGCCCUCCUGCACGCCGUGGAUGAAUGCGGAAUCGGCAACUCGGGGAGGACGUGGGACGAACUCCUCAACGACCCUGGCUGCGUCUUCUACACCAAAACGCCCAAGAACGGCCGCCCCGUCCCUCGGAAGCAGCGCGAGCUCUUCCUGCGCGAAUUCGUCGAGGACAAAUCUCCCCUCCUCAACAGGCACACCCCCACCUCCCACCCCUGA